AUGCUUGUAGCCACAUUGCUCUUUGUGUUGGUCGUCAACUCCAGCUCUUUUAUUCUAGACGGACUUCCAAAGGCUGUGAACAUAUAUGUGUCACCGCAUGGAAAUGACCAUAACGAUGGACAAGAUCUUCAUCAUCCAAUCAAAACCAUCAAAAAAGCCGAGACCCUUCUGAGUUCACCUAGUUUGCAAAAUACAGAUGUGAGCAUCAAUUUACUACACGGCUACCAUGAUUUGGACGUUCCGCUGUACAUACAUCGACAGUCCCCCCACACACUCACCAUCCAGGCUUAUAACGACCAGGAAGUCCAUGUGACGGGUGGGAAAAGGAUACCUAGUAACUUGUUUCAUGGAGUGACUGACCAUUCCAUCCUUCACCGUCUCCCGGCUGAAUCCCGGAACAAGGUAUAUCAAGUGAGACUGUCUGAUGCGGGAAUAACAGACCUUGGACAAUUAACUCCUUACGGUUUCUACACAAUCAGACAGGCACCAUUAGAGAUAUUCUAUAAUGGAGCCCCUCUCCGGUUGGCGAGAUGGCCAAAUAAAGGUUUCAUCAACAUAAAAAAUGUCCUGAGUGGAACUCAUGGGCGGCGCUUUUCUUACGACAGCGACAGACCGAGGAGGUGGUCAUCCGAAAAUGACCUGUGGACUUACGGAUAUUGGUAUUGGAGUUGGGCUGAUUUGUCUGCUAAGGUCCAGUCUUUAGACGCCGUACAUCACGAGGUGGAACUACAACAUGCUACUCACUAUGGUUUUAGGAUUGGACAUUUCAACAACCAGUCUAAUGAACAUGUAAAAUAUUCCAAUCAGGGUGGAUACUUCAGAUUCCUUAACGUUUUGGGCGAAAUUGAUGAGCCGGGAGAAUACUAUAUUGACAGAUCCACGGGAAUUUUGUACCUUUGGCCACCUACUUCCAAUGGACUUAUAAGCAACCAUGAUGUUAUUUAUUCGUCCCUGAUAGACAACUGUAUAAAUUUUGAUAGAUCCAGCAAUUUAGUUUUCAAGGGAUUUACUCUGGAGGCCUGCAGGAGAUUUGGAUUGAAGGGGCACAACGUUAAGCAAGUUACUAUUGAACAAAUGGAGAUAAAGAACACGGGUUCUUAUAACAUUAUUUGCUCCGGGGACUCACGCAACGUCACCAUAAACCGCUGUAAUCUGCAUGAUGGCGAUGGAGGCAUUUCUAUUGAAGGAGGAGAGUUUACUACCCUAACCCCUUCUGGAAAUCUAGUGACGGAUAAUCUUAUCUGGAGGUUUAGCCGGGAGACGGGGGUGGGGGCAAAUGCCGUGGACCUCAGCGGUGUAGGGGGACGAGUCAGAUAUAACAACAUGCACACUGGUCAGUACACGGCGAUACGAUGGCACGGCAAUGAUCACGUGAUGGAGUACAACCACGUGCACCACACGUGUCAAAAUAGUUCGGACUGCGGUGGUAUUCACGCGGGGAGAGACUGGACGUGGAGGGGUAACAUUAUUCGCAAAAACCACAUUCAUCAUACGCUUCGUUUCGUCCCCGGUGCAGAUGUCAGGGGUAUAAUGUUAGAUGACCA
This is a messenger RNA of Saccostrea cuccullata (small rock oyster), 1544 nucleotides long. RefSeq lists its product as uncharacterized. The transcript has 13 exons. The annotation marks the transcript as partial. Lineage: Eukaryota; Metazoa; Mollusca; Bivalvia; Ostreida; Ostreidae. The record is from RefSeq and is a predicted model, not a curated record.